UCUCCUUCUAAAUUAAUGAAUGAAUUGCAGGAGUACAUAAGGAGUCGCAGGGGAGUGCAGCUCUUUACAUGCAGAUGGCUUCCUGUCCUCCCCCCAAAGGCCCUGGUUUUCCUUUGCCAUGGAUACGGCGUGGAGUGCAGUAGAUUUAUGAGAGGCGUCGGGAGGAGACUCGCGUCGGCCGGAUUCGGGGUGUUCGGAAUGGAUUACGAAGGCCAUGGCAGAUCGAAGGGGGCACGUUGCUACAUCAAGAAAUUCAGCAACAUCGUUAACGACUGCGACGAUUUCUUCAAAUCCAUCUGCGCAACGGAAGAGUAUUGUGAAAAGUCUCGGUUUGUGUAUGGCGAAUCCAUGGGAGGGGCCGUGGCUCUCCUGCUUCACAGGAAGGAUCCAUCUUUCUGGAAUGGUGCUGUUCUUGUCGCUCCCAUGUGCAAGAUAUCAGAGGAAGUAAAGCCGCAUCCUGUUGUCAUCAACUUACUCACUACAAUUGAGGAAUUGAUACCCAAGUGGAAAAUCGUUCCCGCUAAAGAUGUCAUCGACUCGGCCUUCAAAGAUCCAGUUAAGAGGGAAGAGAUUCGAAACAACAACCUCAUAUAUCAGGAGAAGCCGAGACUGAAAACAGCCCUUGAGAUGCUCCGGACCAGCAUGAACCUAGAGAAAAGAAUGAACGAGGUGAACUUACCCUUCCUUGUGCUACAUGGGGAGGACGACACGGUCACAGACCCGGGCGUGAGCAUAGGCCUGUAUGAGACUGCAAGUAGUAGGGACAAGACACUAAAGCUCUAUGCAGGAAUGUGGCAUGGGCUCACCAGUGGUGAACCAGACAGCAACAUUGACAUGGUCUUCGCGGACAUCGUCGCAUGGCUGGAGUCGCACACCAUCCUCUACCCAAUGCCUGGGACACCUGCACAUGCUGUAGUUAACCAGUCUAGCAACUGGACUGGUCAAAGUGGGUUCAAAAAUGGGCGCAGGUCCUCUCGACCGCACCCGCACCAGCGUGCGAGCAUCCUUUGCGGACUAAAGGGCCGAUCCGUGCUUAAUAAGGACAUGUAAGGGUGUAACUGGUCCAAUAAGGUAGCAAUCUGGACCACUUAAUGAUGUGUGUAGGUGAGUCUAUGCCACUAUGCGGCAGACAUGUUCAGACUGCUUAUCUUUCCCUGGAACAUGUAGUUUUUAUGAGAAUCUUUAUACUGCUCA
Molecule: messenger RNA, 1194 nt
Organism: Nymphaea colorata (pocket water lily)
Lineage: Eukaryota; Viridiplantae; Streptophyta; Magnoliopsida; Nymphaeales; Nymphaeaceae
Product: caffeoylshikimate esterase-like
Exons: 7
Coding region: 16-1050 (344 amino acids)
Cellular component (GO): membrane
Molecular function (GO): lipase activity
Source: RefSeq, a predicted model, not a curated record